CGGCGGAGCCCUUUGGGCGUGCGCAGAGUCCAGGUCUAAAAGAGCUCAAAAGUGGUAGCGCUCGAGCGCAUGCGCACACCUAGGCGUUGGCGACACAGUAGACACCACUGGGCGGAACCGAAGGAGACAGGCGCAAGGCAAUUGGAGUCCAUCCAGCGGCUGUGAGGGCGAUUUAGCUAUUCUGAAUCCAAUCGCGGGGCGAAAUUCUGGAAGACGGUCUCAGGUUUCAGCCCACUGGGGAAGGGGCAUGAAGAACCGGAUUGUUUUCCAGGUGAGGAGCAGAGGACAGCCUUAGACAACCCGUUCCAAGAGCUUGAGGUGCAGCCAGUCCCGUCCUCCAAUCUUGCCCACUCUCAUCCCAAACUAGCUCUACAAAGCAGAGCUUCUGGUCUCUGUUUCAGCUAUGAAGGGAAUGAGGCGAAGAGAAGAUGAGUCACACAGUCCUUCAACUUCGGAGCCAAGACUAGACUCGGCUUUGCCCCACUCCCAAGCCAGGUUCUUUACCCCGUUUUGCUGAUGCGGAUGCAGAGGGGAUGAUGGCCUGUCCUUAGCAAAGACCAACCUUGACCCUGAACCUCCUGCGAUGGGCGGUCGGGACUACCCAUCCCCUCAUUGCCCGCCUACCCGGGAACUCCCGGGACCUGCUCCGGCAGCCUCUGGGAGGGGAGCAGGGCUACCCGCCCGCGUCAUCUGAUGCUGUUUCCUGCAGGAGGGAGAAGAGCGGAAAAAAGUGAAACUCCACCCUCCACCUCUGCCUCCCGCCCCCGGGGCCAAAGUACAAAGGGAGGAGGAAGAAGGGAACGGGGUUGGAGCCGUCGGGCUGAGGGAGCCGGGCUGGGAAGCGGCAGCUCGGCCCAACUAGGGACACUCCAGCCACCCCCUGCGCAAAAAGACCCAACCGGAGUCCAGGCGCUGCCCCUUGCUGGCCCCACCUUACACUUGGCGAGUGCCGGAGCCAGCCUCCCAGGACUGCUCCAGGACUGAGGGACUUUCGGGCCCCUCCAAGCUGGCCAUGGUGAGAUGCCGGAGGCCCCGGGGUCCCACCCCCAGAGCCUGACCACACUGCCCUGGGUGGCCCUCUAGAAGCCCGAGAUGCGGGGGGCCGGGAGGCAAUACUCCUGGCUCCCCAGAGAGGUUUGGGUCUGGGGCUGAGGGCCAGGGCCCGGAUGCCCGGGUUCCGGGACUAGGGCCUUGGCAGCCAGCAGGGGUGGGGACCAGGGGCACCCACGGAAGGUACCCCACUUGCCCCAGUAUCGGGUCCCAGCCAUGGAGCCCUUGAAGAACCUCUUUCUCAAGAGCCCGCUGGGGUCGUGGAACGGCAGCGGCAGUGGGGGCGGUGGGGGUGGUGGCGGAGGAGGCUGGCCAGAGGGGUCCCCGAAGACAGCGGCUUAUGCCAACCCUGUUUGGACAGCCCUGUUUGACUACGAACCCAAUGGGCAGGACGAACUGGCCCUGAGGAAGGGCGACCGUGUGGAGGUGCUGUCCCGGGAUGCAGCUAUCUCAGGCGAUGAGGGCUGGUGGGCGGGCCAGGUGGGCGGCCAGGUGGGCAUCUUUCCAUCCAACUAUGUGUCUCGGGGCGGUGGCCCGCCCCCCUGCGAGGUGGCCAGUUUCCAAGAGCUGCGGCUGGAGGAGGUGAUCGGCAUCGGUGGCUUCGGCAAGGUCUACCGCGGCAGCUGGCGAGGUGAACUGGUGGCUGUGAAGGCAGCUCGCCAGGACCCCGAUGAGGACAUCAGUGUGACAGCUGAGAGCGUGCGCCAGGAGGCCCGGCUUUUCGCCAUGCUGGCACACCCCAACAUCAUUGCCCUCAAGGCCGUGUGCCUAGAGGAGCCCAACCUGUGCUUGGUGAUGGAGUAUGCGGCCGGUGGGCCCCUCAGCCGUGCCCUGGCUGGGCGACGUGUGCCCCCGCAUGUUCUGGUCAACUGGGCUGUGCAAAUUGCCCGCGGGAUGCACUACCUGCACUGUGAGGCCCUGGUGCCCGUCAUCCACCGAGACCUCAAGUCCAACAACAUUCUGCUGCUGCAGCCCAUUGAAGGUGAUGACAUGGACCACAAGACCCUGAAGAUCACUGACUUCGGACUGGCCCGAGAGUGGCACAAAACCACACAAAUGAGUGCUGCGGGCACCUAUGCCUGGAUGGCCCCUGAGGUUAUCAAGGCCUCCACUUUCUCUAAGGGCAGCGAUGUCUGGAGUUUUGGGGUGCUGCUGUGGGAGUUGCUGACUGGGGAGGUGCCCUACCGUGGUAUCGACUGCCUUGCUGUAGCUUACGGAGUAGCUGUCAACAAGCUCACACUGCCCAUCCCAUCCACCUGCCCUGAGCCCUUCGCACAGCUCAUGGCAGACUGCUGGGCGCAGGACCCCCACCGCAGGCCCGACUUUGCCUCCAUCCUGCAGCAGCUGGAGGCGCUAGAGGCGCAGGUCCUGCGGGAAAUGCCGCGGGACUCCUUCCAUUCCAUGCAGGAAGGCUGGAAGCGUGAGAUCCAAGGCCUUUUCGACGAACUGCGGGCCAAGGAAAAGGAACUUCUGAGCCGCGAGGAGGAGCUGACCCGCGCGGCGCGUGAGCAGCGGUCACAGGCAGAGCAGCUACGGCGGCGCGAGCACCUGCUGGCUCAGUGGGAGCUGGAGGUGUUCGAGCGCGAGCUGACGCUGCUGCUGCAGCAGGUGGACCGGGAGCGGCCGCACGUGCGCCGCCGCCGCGGCACCUUCAAGCGCAGCAAGCUCCGCGCGCGAGACGGCGGCGAGCGCAUCAGCAUGCCCCUCGACUUCAAACAUCGCAUCACCGUGCAGGCCUCACCCGGCCUGGACCGGAGGAGAAACGUCUUCGAGGUUGGGGCUGGGGACUCGCCCACCUUCCCCCGGUUCCGGGCCAUCCAGUUGGAGCCGGCUGAACCAGGCCAGGCAUGGGGCCGCCAAUCCCCUAGACGUCUGGAGGACUCCAGCAAUGGAGAGCGGCGAGCAUGCUGGGCCUGGGGCCCCAGUUCCCCCAAGCCUGGGGAAGCUCAGAAUGGGAGGAGAAGGUCCCGCUUGGACGAAGCCACGUGGUACCUGGAUUCAGAUGACUCAUCCUCCUUGGGAUCUCCUUCUACACCCCCAAUGCUCAAUGGUAACCCCCCGCGGCCGAGCCCGGAGCCCGAGGAGCCUCGGCGCCCAGGCCCCGCGGAGCGCGGUAGCGGCUCCGGGACGCCCAAGCUGAUCCAGCGCGCGCUGCUGCGCGGCACAGCCCUGCUCGCCUCCCUGGGCCUGGGCCGCGACCUGCAGCCGCCGUCGCCGUCUCCGUCUCCGGGCGGCCCGGGCCGCGAGCGUGGGGAGCCCUCGCCAAUGCCCCGCGCGCCGCUGCCUACACCGUCAGCCGCCGAGCCACCCCCCUCCCAGCUCAUCCGCUUCUCCCCCAAGAGGCCCGACGCCCCCGCCUCCCCGCUGAGCCCGGACGCCCCCGGCCCGCCCACCCCUGCGCCCCUGCUGCUGGAGCUGGGAGUCCCCGUGGGCCAGCUGUCAGCCAAGAGCCCCCGGCGCGAGGAGGAGAGGCGCGGAAGUGCUGUCUCACCGCCGCCAGGGAUAUCACGCUCUGCUCCUGGCACCCCAGGCACCCCACGCUCACCGCCCCUGGGCCUCAUCAGCCGACCUCGACCCUCACCCCUUCGCAGCCGCAUCGACCCGUGGAGCUUCGUGUCAGCCGGGCCACGGCCUUCGCCUUUGUCCUCGCCACAGCCUGCGCCCCGCCGGGCACCCUGGACCUUGUUCCCGGACUCGGACCCCUUCUGGGACUCUCCACCUGCCAACCCCUUCCGGGGGGGCCCUCAGGACUGCAGGGCACAGACCAAAGACAUAGGUGCCCAGGCCCCGUGGGCGCCAGAGGCAGGGCCCUGAGUGGGCUGGGCUGCUCCCCCACGCUCCAGCUGCCCUACAGGAGCCACAGCAUACACUGGAACAGGAGCCGGGCGAGCCUCUGUAGCUGCCUUGGUUUCCCCCAGGGACCCCACCCCCUUUGGGGGUCAGGAACACUACACUGCACAGGAAGCCUUCACACUGGAGGGGGGGAGCCUGCACCCCCCCCAACACCUGCAACCUGUGGGUCCCCCGACUCACCUGCCCCGUUGGGGCCCAACACUGUACCCAGCUGGUUGGGAGGACCAGAGCCUGUCUCAGGGAAUCGCCCCCAGGGGUGGUGCAGGAAGGAGGGGAAGUACAGGGGAGAGGGGCUGGCCUCGGCUGUCACCAGCACUCUUGACCAAGCCCUGCUACUGUGGCCCCCGCCCCAGGGCUUAGUGCCCGGAUGCCCCCACCCCUGCCCUGGGGGUCCUCUGGGGCCAGGACUCUCUGGGUGCCCUCCUGCCGCCCCGGCCAGGGUUGGGGCCUCGGCCUCAGGAUCCUAUGAAGCCAAAUAAACUCCCCGAGCUGUC
Messenger RNA from Leopardus geoffroyi (Geoffroy's cat), 4397 nucleotides. It is a transcript of the gene MAP3K11, whose product is annotated as mitogen-activated protein kinase kinase kinase 11. Bases 1267 to 3864 code for a protein of 865 amino acids. The record is from RefSeq and is a predicted model, not a curated record. The transcript is spliced from 11 exons. Gene Ontology annotation, molecular function: protein binding; ATP binding; JUN kinase kinase kinase activity. Lineage: Eukaryota; Metazoa; Chordata; Mammalia; Carnivora; Felidae. Gene Ontology annotation, biological process: positive regulation of apoptotic process; microtubule-based process; protein phosphorylation. Gene Ontology annotation, cellular component: centrosome.